Pseudophryne corroboree (corroboree frog) is the source of this 1257-nucleotide messenger RNA. RefSeq names its product carboxypeptidase B-like. Gene Ontology annotation, biological process: proteolysis. The transcript is spliced from 9 exons. NCBI's taxonomy places the organism in Eukaryota, Metazoa, Chordata, Amphibia, Anura, Myobatrachidae. Gene Ontology annotation, molecular function: zinc ion binding; metallocarboxypeptidase activity. The coding region runs from base 69 to 1055 and encodes 328 amino acids. The record is from RefSeq and is a predicted model, not a curated record.
AACAAGCUGACUUCCGUGCUGAGAGCCACGUUUCCUAUGAUGUUCAGGCCCUGAUUGAGCAAAGUGGAAUGCCCUAUGAAAUUAUAAUUGAUGAUCUGCAGGAUGCCCUGGAAAAGCAGCGUGAUAGCAAUAUCCGUGCAGUACACAGCUAUGAGAAGUACAAUGACAUUGAUACGAUAAAUGCUUGGUCUGCUAACAUUGCUGCUCAGAACCCAGGAAUUGUGUCCCGUUCCCAGCUUGGAACUUCAUAUCAGGGUCGUCCUAUUUACUUGCUCAAGUUAGGGAAGAGUGGAACAAACAAAAAGGCGAUAUUUAUCGACUGUGGAUUCCAUGCAAGAGAAUGGGUCAGUCCUGCAUUCUGCCAGUGGUUUGUUAGGGAGGCUGUUAGCUCUUAUGGCACAAAUUCAGAAUAUACUACUCUCCUCAACAACCUGGAUAUCUAUGUUCUCCCAGUCCUGAAUGUUGAUGGUUACGCAUACACCUGGACCACAAACCGUAUGUGGAGAAAGACACGUUCUGCUAACAGUGGCUCCACAUGCAUUGGAACAGAUCCAAACAGAAACUUCAAUGCUGGAUGGUGCACUGCUGGAGCUUCCACAAGAGCUUGUGACGAUACGUACUGUGGCUCUGCCCCCGAAUCUGAGAGGGAAACCAAAGCUCUUGCUAACUUUAUCCGUAGCAAUAUUUCUUCUAUCAAGGCCUACCUGACCAUCCACUCCUAUUCUCAGAUGUUGCUCUUCCCCUACUCCUACUCAUAUGCUGUUGCUAAGGAUCACAAUGAACUGAAUGCAGUUGCUAAGGGAGCAGUUGACGCACUAACUUCAUUGUAUAAGACUAAAUACACCUACGGUGCUGGAGGCACAACAAUUUACCUAGCUGCCGGAGGCUCCGAUGACUGGGCCUAUGACGCAGGUGUUAAAUACUCCUUCACAUUCGAGCUGCGUGACACAGGAAGAUAUGGCUUUGCUCUCCCCGAAUCCCAGAUCAAGCCCACAUCUGAGGAAACUGUUCUGGCUGUAAAAUACAUUGCCAACUAUGUCCUGAAAAACGCAUAAUCACAUUGUAUUAAAAUAACAAGUUACAGUAUCAUGAAUCAAACAAUGAUUGCACAUCACCCUUUUUUAAUGUUUUCAUUUUAUUAUUUGUUAACUGCCUAGGUUUUAAUUACCUGUUGGGAAGAAAUAGAUGUAAAUGACUGAUAAGGAAAUACAGAUAAAAUAAAGGCAUUAGAAUGGAAUACAGUGCUUAUCCAUAAAU